AUGAGUAAUUCGCCACAAAAUGAGGCAGAGGCUCGCGAAAAGGUAAGCAAAUCGUGGGAAAUCCUGCAAAGAAAAGUUGAAGGGUUGGAUUUUCAAAAGAUGAGACUUUAAGGGGGCUAGGACUAAAAACUGAUGUAGGUAAAGAGAAAUCCAUUGUAGUUCCAUAAAGAAGGAUUACUUAACUUUUGAAUUGGUCGAAACUGUACGGAGUAGGCCAUAACAUAACCUUUUCGAAGGACAAUUCGGAAAGCAGUCCUUCUGGAUUGUCCUCUAUCAGGUUCAUCGUCCCCUAGUCACUCGGUUCCUCGCAGACCCCAUGAUUUCUUCAGAUGCGCGAGCUGAUGUCGCGUCCACCAUCGAGCCGACCAGCUGAUUUCGUGAACCCUCUUGAAAAGAUCGAGCAACUGCUGACGUGUCCAAUUUGUCUCGAUCGCUACAAGUAAGUCUCUUCUCGCUCUCCUUCCCCUCCCUCCCUCUCCAUCUCUUCGUGUCUCACCAGCUGUUCGUUCGAAAGAACAGAAGUUAGUUCAGAGGGAAAACAAAGCUUGAGGAGUGCAAUUGGAAGCGAGAGCGUGUGACUGACCAGUGUCGUCACAUGACCUCGAGUACCGCUCGCCGAACCUGGGACCGGCUCCCAGCCUGGUACGGCCAGCGGAUGCAUAAUAAACAACCCGGUGUUUGCGCAGUGUAGGCAAAAAAACAACAAAAUCAGGAAGGGUGUGACUGUUAUGAACGUCUGAAGUGAUCAACAAAAUCAUUGAAGGGAAAAGAUAGAUCACGCACGAACGAGUGAUGCGGAAGUCUCUCUGAUGCUGUACUUGUUUGAGAAAUACAAACUUCAAGAAUGAAUCACUCGUCUUCGUAUUUCGAAACAGCCCGUUUGUCUAUCUCGAACGGCCUUUCCCCUUCUCUUUUACAACCGAGGGCCACUGUUUUGCUCCCGUUUGCCAAUCGGAUCCUCCGCCAACUCCCAACUAUCUUGCCAUUGGUUGCAAGAGUGUGUGUGUGUGUGUAUUACACAGAUCGGCGACUCUGAGAGAAAGAAAGAAUCGCGCUCUUUGAAAGAUAACUCAGAGGAAAACUUUUAUGAUUGCGAAAUCGAUUGCAGACAGCCGAAGCUUCUCCCCUGCCAGCACACAUUCUGCUAUCCGUGCCUCGAAAGCUGCGCGGACACUUUGCAUCGCACUCUGAAAUGCCCAGAAUGCCGUGCAGAACACAAUAUUCCUUACGACGGAGUAAAGGCGUUUCAGGUGAACUCGUUCGUGUUGCAGUUGAAAAUAUAAAUAAUUUCAGCCGAAUUACACGCUAACAGGGUUUCUCGAGAUUCAUUUGCAAGCGACUCCAGAGUCGGCUGCAGAAAUCGAAGAGUACAUUCACAGGUACAACUUGGAACGGUGCAAAAUCUGUGAUGAGAAGGCCGACUGCGAACCGUGUGCUCAUUGCGACCGAAAGGCGUGCAAAGAGUGCAGACAGACGCACAUGGACAUGCUGAAAAGAGACAUGUCCCGACUGUUGAACCAGGUGAAACGACUGGCCAACCGAAUAACGGAAGCUUCUGAUAACCUGUCGAAGGGCAUCGAUAUGAUGACUUUGAACUGCGAAACGACGAAAGCAGAAGUCAAGGAGUACUUCCAUCGAUAUCAAAGAGAACUGAAAAAGAAAGAAGACAAUUUCCUCAUGGAAAUAGAUACUUUCCAAGCCACUGAGAGCAGAACCAUGAGCAACUUGCGAGAUGUUCUCGAGAUUGAAAGUUCCAACAUGAGCGAAGCUGUAUCCAGACUCGACGCGGCUAUCAAGGUACUUUUCGAAAACCAAUCAUAAGGGAAUCGAAUUCUGAAACUUCAGGGAGAAUGUUCUAUUGAUGACGCCGAGUUGGUUCGAAUGAAAAACACGUUCACUGAAGGACUGGAAUAUCUCAGGAACUUCCAGGUACAGUAGUGACUUAUUCAUUCACUUUCAAACAGUUUUCCUUUUCAGCCAGAUGCCGAUGAGCUUUUCAAUCGAAAACUUCGCUUCUCCGCAGGCGACGACGCUGCGAAACUGCCCGCAGCAAUCACGACUUCCGGAGAACUUUGCGUUCUCGUUCCACAGUUUUCUGGAAGGUUUUCCCCUUACUUUCGUGUGCACAGAGCAAUCUUCCGAGUUCAGAUACCUUCCACUCGAGCAGUCUUACCUGCCCCGUCCGUUCCGAUUGCCUUUGGAAAGUGACAAUUACCGGGUGAAAGCAGAUGAGAGGGCCAGUUUGAGAGAACGGGAAUCAGAUCGGACGACUUCUAGACACAGGUAUGGUACCGGGAAAUGGUGUAUGGAACUAAUAGUGGAUAGAAUAGAAUAGAGUGUAGAAUAGUUUCAAUCAUAACACAGUGUUAAGGUCCCGUGAUUCUGGCGUUGCGUUCGUCGAUUCAACUUCACGUUCUCAGUUGUUAAACAUGUGAAUUCCAAGAUAAUCGUUGUAGAACCGUCUUCAGUAACUUCUCUAGAAUUUGUAUAUUCACAAUGUUCAGUUCCUUCCGUGUUCUCUUUCUCACUACCUUCUCUUAGUUUUCCCUUUUCUAUCCUCUUGUUUUUUCAGUCACCGAAACCCUGAGCCUGAUGAGAGUUCUAUCCGUUACCGACGACGUCAGCAGUUGGAGGAGGAAGCAUGGAACCGUCUAAGGAACUCUUCCGCUGCCCCUUCCCUUCUCACAACCUCCACAACCGCCACAUCGGACACUUCUGCUCGCACCUCGCCGUGGGCUGCUGAUCGUGUCUCACGGUCCGUUGAGCCAACCAAGUCACGGCCAACCAGUCUGAUCGUACCGUCUACCGACUCUCCGAGAACUGUCUCGCCGGCCAGCAAACCACCGCUUCCGCCGGUCGAAAGGAACGAGGAUCCAUCGCCUGCUCCUCUCCCGCAGAUGCCAGUUCGCAAACCUCCGCUGCCACGUCAACAAUCCAGUAAUGACGAGUCAUUAAACGAAAAAGUGGAAACGAUUCGUCGUGCUCACCAGCAAAGACAGGCUGCGUCAAGAGCAGUUUCCAGCGAGGAAUCCGAAGGAGAGGAUUUUCCGGUGUCAAAUAACCGAGGACGGAUUCGCAUAGUCUGUAGAGCUGCAUCCGUCAACAGAGAGGAGGGUCUGAUGACUCUCUUGCCUGGCUCAGGAGCUAUUCUCUCGGCCCCGCUCCCCCACUCGAAUCUCCCGCCCGUCGCCUCCGCGCCAUUCUCCACACCACUCCCCGCUCCGAUCCCCUCCGCCGAUCAAGUCGCCAUUCCAGUAACACAUUUCACAGGUGAGGAAGACGACGGCGGAAUCGUCGUGCCGGCGUGGUUGCAGCGUCGGAGGCAGCGCUUCCAACGCUCGCGCACCAAUCCCGACCUGCAGGCACAGUUCACAAGUGCCAGAGUGCAGCAGCUGCUCGCCGAACGUCAAUCUCGUUUAGACUCGUCCACCACGACCGACGAGGAGAAAGAGAAGUUGGCGGUGUUGAGACAGCGUGGGCGUAGUGCUUCGCGAGAAGCCGGCGAGUGGCGUGCUCGCGGAAGACCGCGCGCCGUUUUUGGCCGCAAAGGCGCAAAAGAAGGAGAACUGAACUGGCCGCGCGGAGUUUGCGCUUUGGCCGGAGGGCUCGUUGCCACGUGCGAUUCGUCCAACCACCGGGUCUGUGUGUUCGACAAGGACGGAAAGUUCGUUCGACAGUUCGGAGGAUACGGAUCCGGCAGUGGACAGCUCGACUCGGCUGCCGGACUUGCCAGCUCGAAGCUGAGAAUUGUGGUGUCUGACAGGUACAAUCAUCGGAUUUCUGUGUUUGGAUUGGAAGGAGAUCACCUCUUUUCAUUCGGAGGUCACGGACCGGGCAACGGAAAGUUCAACAAUCCGUGGGGCGUGGCCGUCGACGAUUUGGGAAGCAUUUAUGUGGCUGACAAGGUCUGCCUGCUGUGGAUCUCUUACCCUUUUACUAACCUUGAUCACAAUUUCAGGACAAUCAUCGCGUGCAAGUCUUCGAUAAAAACGGUCAGUUUAUUGCAAAGUUCGGAUCGUUCGGACACAUGCCCGGACAACUGAACAGUCCCCUUUUUAUCGCCGUCAGCAGAGCCACUCAUCAAGUGAGCCUCCUUCCUCUGAUUCCCUCCCUAAUCUUUUCACUCUAAGGUGUACGUAUCCGACUCGUCGAACCAUCGAAUCAGCGUAUUCGACCCGCAAGGGGUCCAUCUGUUCUCGUUCGGCGAGGAAGGUUUCCAUGGCGGACAGUUCAAAUUCCCUCGCGGAAUUGCCAUUGACACACAGGCAUCCGAUAAAAAUAUCGAUCCAUUCAGAUUCUUAAAUUUCAGGAAAACCUGAUCAUCGCCGAUUCCGGCAACAACCGCAUUCAGAUCUUCGACGCCCAGGGCCAGUUCGUUUCUUCGUUCGGCACUUGGGGCGGAGGCGCCGGCCAACUGAAGGGCGUCGAGGACGUCUGCGUCACCAUCGACGGCUCAAUCGUCGUCACCGACCGCGAGAAUCAUCGCAUCCAGAUCUUCUAA
Caenorhabditis sp. 36 PRJEB53466 is the source of this 4501-nucleotide messenger RNA. Lineage: Eukaryota; Metazoa; Nematoda; Chromadorea; Rhabditida; Rhabditidae. The record is from the annotation of a GenBank genome assembly.